AUGUCAUUAUAGUUGCUCAUAAUUUUCUUCUUCUUCCACUUCUUCCUCUCCCUCUUCUCUGUUUCAUUAGGCUGCUUUUCCUCUAAAGCGGAGGACAGAUUAUUUCGGAGGUUGUUUCGGAGGUACAACCAGUUCAUCCGUCCAGUGGAGAAUGUAUCUGAUCCGGUCACGGUGGAGUUUGAGGUCUCCAUAUCUCAGCUGGUCAAAGUGGAUGAGGUGAAUCAGAUUAUGGAAACCAAUCUGUGGCUGCGACAUGUGUGGAACGACUACAAACUGAGAUGGGCCCCUGUUGAAUAUGAUGGAAUUGAGUUCAUACGAGUUCCUUCCAAUAAAAUUUGGAGGCCAGACAUUGUUUUGUACAACAAUGCUGUAGGUGAUUUCCUUGUGGAAGACAAAACCAAGGCUCUGCUGAAGUUUGAUGGCACCAUUACCUGGAUCCCUCCGGCUAUUUUUAAAUCCUCUUGCCCCAUGGACAUCACCUACUUCCCCUUUGACUACCAGAACUGCUCCAUGAAGUUUGGCUCCUGGACCUAUGACAAGGCCAAAAUUGACCUGGUGCUCAUUGGCUCAAAGGUAAAUCUGAAAGACUUCUGGGAAAGUGGGGAGUGGGAGAUCAUCGAUGCACCGGGAUACAAGCAUGACAUCAAGUAUAACUGCUGCGAGGAGAUCUACCCGGACAUCACCUACUCCUUCUACAUCCGCCGCCUGCCGCUCUUCUACACCAUCAACCUCAUCAUACCCUGCCUCCUUAUCUCCUUCCUCACAGUGCUGGUCUUCUACCUUCCGUCUGACUGUGGCGAGAAGGUCACCCUGUGCAUCUCUGUCCUCCUCUCCCUCACUGUGUUCCUGUUGGUCAUCACCGAGACCAUCCCUUCGACGUCACUCGUCAUCCCUCUGAUUGGCGAGUACCUCCUCUUCACCAUGAUUUUUGUCACGCUCAGCAUAGUCAUCACUGUCUUUGUGUUGAACGUCCACUACCGCACCCCCAUGACUCACACUAUGCCUGAGUGGGUGAGGGCUGUGUUCCUUGGGGUGCUGCCCAGGGUGAUGCUGAUGAGGCGUCCAAUCGACCAAGGCUGCUCCUCCCCUAGUAUUACAGCAGGGACGGGAGUCGCAGGAGCAGGAGGAGCGAGCAGCAGAGGAAAAAAGAAGAGGAAGAACAGCAUAGGAGGAGGAAGUAGCUCAGGAAGUGUAAGUCUGACGAGGCCACUGAAUGCCCCGUCACCUGUCAAUGCUGUUGUCGCCUUCUCCGUGGUGUCACCAGAGAUCAAACAAGCCAUUGAGAGCGUGAAGUACAUCGCAGAGAACAUGAGAACUCGCAACAAAGCCAAGGAGGUGGAGGAUGAUUGGAAGUACGUCGCCAUGGUCAUCGACAGGAUCUUCCUGUGGGUUUUUGUGACGGUGUGUGUGCUGGGAACUCUGGGACUCUUCCUCCAGCCGCUCAUCAGCUUCUUAAAAUGA
Messenger RNA from Toxotes jaculatrix (banded archerfish), 1461 nucleotides. RefSeq names its product neuronal acetylcholine receptor subunit alpha-3-like. Lineage: Eukaryota; Metazoa; Chordata; Actinopteri; Toxotidae. Gene Ontology annotation, molecular function: transmembrane signaling receptor activity; acetylcholine-gated monoatomic cation-selective channel activity. Gene Ontology annotation, biological process: monoatomic ion transmembrane transport; regulation of membrane potential; chemical synaptic transmission. Gene Ontology annotation, cellular component: postsynaptic membrane; neuron projection; synapse. The transcript has 7 exons. The record is from RefSeq and is a predicted model, not a curated record.